Molecule: messenger RNA, 4618 nt
Organism: Marchantia polymorpha subsp. ruderalis
Lineage: Eukaryota; Viridiplantae; Streptophyta; Marchantiopsida; Marchantiales; Marchantiaceae
Source: the annotation of a GenBank genome assembly
GAGGAGGUCGGAUUUCGUGAAGCGGAGGGCGGGCGGUGGCGAAGAAGCUGCUGCUGCUGCAGGGUGGAGACAUUGCGGCGAGUUGUUGUUGUUGGUGGCGGGCGAGUCGAGUGAUCUGGCGACGACGGACGGCAAUCGAGGAUUAGGUGGUGGUUCUCGGUGCGAGGCAGUAGACGCGUAGAUCAGGUGGGGAGGAUGGCGGUGUGAGUUUGUGUGGAGGCGUUCGGAGGUCAGGGCAAAUUGUCGGAUGGAAUUUUCUGACAAAUUUUGGCGAGAAGAAGCAGAAGACGACGACCGUAUGCAGCUUGGUUUUUGUGUAGGACGAGAGCUGAGGGAGGGAGCGCUCGGUGAGACGGAGGGCGCUGCGAGUAGGAAGCAUAGGAAUGCUUGCGCUCGGAAAGUUCUGGAGGAGGAGCUUCAGCAUGUCGGGACCGAGGCAGUGGUGUAGAACUGGCAUGAUGUGAAGGCAGGGAAAUGCAGGUUACGCGAGUUUCGCUUGCAGGUGGCCCGAGCGCCCGGUUGCACUGUCUGGCGUACAGGAAACCACAUGUUUACGCCCCAAGUCGCUGUAGUUAAUCGUAGAGUAUUUUGGUUUGAUUACUUAGAAAGAUGACCCCUGAGCUUAACAAGGAGGAAGGCAUCUUGGCUAUACAUAAAAGCUACCGGUGAGUAGCGUUUGAAGACCCCCUCUGCCUGUUCAGUCUGAUCUCGGAGCGAAAUUCUUCUGUCACUCGUCAAGAACGACCGACUGCCAUCAGCAUUACUCCGGAGAUAUCCAGAACUUCCAGGCAAUUGGUAGCGCACAUUCUCUGUGGGCUUAGGGUGGUCGCUCACAGAGUGUCAGAUGACGGACUGUGACAGCAUUGGGUCCUUUAGGGCAUUGGUAGCUUCAGGUAGAGAGGUAUGAAAGAAGUUGAACAGUAGUGGACAUAUCAUGGACGGACAGGACGAUGAGAUUUGAGGAUCAGGAGGUUGCUAGCAGGUAGGAAUAUAAGGAGACAGGAGCGCAAAGGAGAUGUCAGCGACAGUGACUCCAGCCCCUUAUGAGCGUCCGCGGGGGCGUGGGUCAAAUCUGGUUUUCAAAAGCGGGCCACUUUUUAUAUCGUCCAAAGGUCUUGGCUGGAAAUCAUGGAAGCGGCGUUGGUUCAUACUUACUCGCACAUCCCUCGUCUUCUUUAAAAAUGAUCCUAACUUGCUUCCACAAAAGGGUGGAGAUGCAAACCUCACCUUGGGGGGCAUCGACCUCAACAACUCGGGCAGUGUCUCCUUGCGAGCGGAGAAAAAACUUCUCACUGUACUUUUUCCCCCCGAUGGCUCCUCUCCUGAAGGAAGAACAUUCACGCUCAAGGCGGAGACAAUGGAAGACCUUGAAGAAUGGAAAAUUGCACUUGACCGUGCACUGGCUGCAGCGCCGAAUGCAGACCUUGUCAUGGGCCAUAACGGGAUAUUUCGAAAUGAUUCGAUUGAUACAGUUGAAGGGUCGAGUAACAGUACAGGUCAAGGGAAUAGAAGACCUGUAAAAUCCCUGGUUGUCGGGAGACCUAUCCUGCUUGCCUUGGAAGAUAUUGAUGGAAGCCCUUCUUUCCUGGAGAAGGCUCUUUGCUUCAUAGAGAAUCAUGGUCUGGGCGUGGAAGGAAUCUUACGUCAGUCAGCAGAUGUAGAUGAAGUUGAGCGUAGGGUCCGUGACUAUGAGGGGGGGCAUAACCAGUUUGGGCCAGAUGAAGACGCUCAUGUCAUUGGAGACUGUAUAAAGCACGUGUUGAGGGAGUUGCCAUCUUCACCAGUGCCUACCCCGUGCUGCACUGCUCUUCUUGAAGCUCAUAGACUGGAAGGAAAGGAAUCUCGUGUCGCAUCUAUGCGAAUCGCAGUUGCCGAGAGCUUUCCAGAGCCUAAUCGGCGGCUUCUUCAAAGGGUUUUGAGGAUGAUGCGCGCUGUGGCCUCUCACACAUCGGAGAAUCGUAUGACUUCCUCUGCCGUAGCUGCUUGCAUGGCCCCUCUUCUUUUGAGGCCAUUAUUAGCAGGAGAGUGUGGUCUUGAUGAUGACUCAGACGUCAGUGGGGACAAUGCUGCUCAGCUUCUCGCUGCAACAACUGCUGCUAACAAUGCACAGUCCAUAGUCAACACGUUAAUGGAAGAGUAUGAUAACAUAUUUGAGGAUGAUGACUCUCCCCGAGUGCCUCCAUCACCACAAAUGUACCCAAAUAUGGAUGGCAGUGGCAGUGACGAAGAGUCGGAGGACGAGGUACUUCAACUUCAUGACGUUGAUGGUUAUCAUGAUGCUCAAAAUGACCUCGACGCCGAAGUUGAUGAAGAUUUCGAGAGAGUUCUUAGUGGAGGGCUAAGCGAAAGCAGUGGUCACAUUGACUCUGAUGUGUUUGACUACAAGGUGUAUGAAGGUGGAGAUUCGGACUUCGAUUCUCCGAAGGGAGUUUCCAGGUCAAAAGGGUCAGCCAAAGUAUGGACUCGCUCUGUUCGAACCACGCAUGAUCGAGAUCGUGCUGGACUCGGAUCUGGACACCAUGACAAUGGUGGAAGUCUCUCUGCUAACUCUCUCAAUCAGCACUCUUGGGACUCGGGAUCUCCAAUCACCAGUCCCAGACUUGGGGCUGCAGGUCCUCCUGGACCUGGACCAGGUUCUGGUACAUCUCUUCGACCGAAGGGUCAUGCGUCGACAGCUACAAGUAGGCGGAGUAUAUGGGGUAUAACGACGUCGAGUAACAAGACUGUAGCUGCCGACAUGACGGACUCGUCCGAGGAAGAACUGGCGAUACAGAGACUUGAGGCCACAAGGAACGAACUACGCAACAAAAUCGCGAAAGAGGCAAAGGGAAAUGCUGUACUGCAGGCCAGCCUGGAGAGAAGGAAGCAAGCGCUUCAUGAUCGUCGUCUAGCACUUGAACAAGACGUCACCAGAUUGCAGAGCCAGCUACAAGUUGAGAGGGAAUUGAGGGCAGCCUUGGAGAUGGGACUCAGCAUGUCAGCCGCGCAAAUGUCCACAGCUCAAAGCUUAGAUUCCAAGACCAGGGCAGAGUUGGAAGAAAUUGCUGUCGUGGAAGCAGAUGUGGCUAGAUUGAAGCAGAAAGUCGCAGAGCUGCAUUUACAAUUGAGUCAACAGAAGCAGCAACAAGGCGGCUCUCUCUCUGAUGCGUCAGAUAGACAUGAACGUGUCAGAAACCUUCAAGCUCAGCAAACACAAUUACAGAAAGAGCUAGAGCAGACUCUUGCUCUUUGUCACCAAGAGAAGCAGAAGAAUGAUGAGCAACUAGACGGUGGAAGUGGAUCGGAAGAUGCCGGUGCAUUGGAGCUUGUAGUGGCACAGCAGCGCAAUGCCCUCGCAGAAGCCAAGGAAGCGUUAAAUAUGGAAAGAGCAAGAGGUCAGGAUUUAAGGCGCAAACCUGGCUCCAAUCAAGGUAACCAGGCCCUGCAGAUUAACCCACUCAAUCAACUCAAUCAAAUGGAUCCGGGAGGAGAUUGGAGAACGUUGCGGCCUCCUGCAGGUCCAUCUUCUGCAGGAAGGCAAUUUGCUUGGAGACCGCAGAAACCUGAUGCAUACAGCAUCGGAGACUUGGGCACGGAGCUUGUAAAUGGAAGCGGCUACACAAGUGAUGGAGGAGCAAGCUCAUCUAGUGGAAAAAAGAGCAACGCAGAAGCGGAGGGGGCCAGCACAAACUCGAUGGAGAGUCAUCGGCAGCCGCCAGCUGCCUCUGCAGCUCUGGCAGAACUCACUACUCGUCUGGACUUUUUCAAGGAACGCCGCUCACAGCUUAUGGAGCAGCUGCAUACAUUGGACCCUACUUUGGUUCCUCCCAAUCUGAAUGGUCAUGACCUGAUACCAGCAUCUCCACCUUUGACAAGUCCCUAGUUUGCAUGUGGGGGUGUCUGUGAUGUUUAUCGUAUUGCCAUUCUCAUGGCAUAAAGCUGGGUUGGCUGACUACUGAGUGCAAGGUUGUCUGGCCUCCACGAAUGUACAGUUCAAUUCUUCAUCCCCAAUUGAGAAUUCGUAUAGGCUAUAUUGAGGUGCUACGGGUGAUUCUGGGGGUUUAAUUAUUCAAAAGGAAUGGUAGAGCUCGUUGUCUUCAAAAGCAGCAUGUUACGAGAAAAAGUUCAUACCUCAAGCCUCAACUUAGAACGUAAAGUUGAUUUCUUUGAGAUGUCAGAUGGGCCCACAUCAGAGUGGAAGCUUUCAGUUUACAUUUUCCUCCCAUCCAUCACUUCUCAUUGUUUACAAAACAGCUCUUUGGUGUUUCACCACACACCGAAGUGGAUUUGGUGUUUAUUACUAGGAAUUCUUUUUGCGUCGGUCACCGUUGUGCUGUAUCCACUUUUCGUUCGUAUAUGGCUCUCCCACCAAAACUUGUGGACUUUCACCUUUUUGUCGUGUAAAUCUGCAAUUUUCUGUGAUGGCGUCGAGUGUAGAUGUCAAAGGAGUCUUUUUUUGAGGAUUUUUUCUUUCACUUGCUUUGACAAAUACUUCAUCACCAGUACUCUCUUGAAUGUUUGCUGGGUUGAUUGCACGCGGCAUGUUUUGCCGUCCAUCUUGUCCAUCAAAAUAUGAGCCUCUGGCAUAGGCUAUGCUGUCGAGGCACCACAAUAUGUUUGCGAGGUACUGGUUCAUCUA